GCAUUGUGGUCGAUUCGGGUGAAGAAGAACUUGUUGCUACUCUGAAACGCUUUAUUGACAUCUACAACAGCAUCAACGGAGGUGACAGCAGCAAGAUUAUCCUCACCCCCACGUGGGCCACUGCCGAUAUGAGCAGCAACUGUAACCUUAUCAAAGCCA
Candidula unifasciata is the source of this 159-nucleotide messenger RNA. Lineage: Eukaryota; Metazoa; Mollusca; Gastropoda; Stylommatophora; Geomitridae. The record is from the annotation of a GenBank genome assembly.